CUUCCCUCGGGUUGCUGCCUGUCUGACUGCGAGUCCCUGCGCCGCGCUUGUAAUAAACGAAACCUCUUGCUUUUGCAUCAAGUUCUGGUCUCCGCGCUUGACUUGGGGCUGUCGCCUCUUCCGUCGGAUACACCGGGGGUCCUGGGACCCUACAUUUGGGGGCUCGUCCGGGAUUUGGCGACCCCCCUCAAGCGCUAGGAUCGGUCUUGGAGGUAAGCAGACUCCGGAGUCGUUUGGUGUUUGUUUUGUCUUUUGUUCGUCCUUAGUUUCGGUUUUCAUUUUGAAGAGGCAGGUUGCCGGCUCCGUAAGGAGUCGGCUCCUCUGGUUGAAGGGUCUUCGACCAGAAAAACUGCCACCCUGGGGGACGCCCCAGGAACGGGUGGUGACCAAGAGGUCUUGGUCACUUCUGGCGGUCCGGCGACGGGCACUCGUGUGUCCGGCCGGACCAGCAUCAGGGAGGGGUAUCACCCCUCAGCGGCCGUUUUGUGUCUGUUCAGAUUCGUGUGGUUUCGGUGUCUCGUCGUGUCACUUUUUGUUCUUUGUGCUUGUCUUCUGCUUUUUCUCUCUGAUCUAGGAAACAUGGGCCAAGGAAGCAGCACCCCUCUGUCUCUUACAGUGGCGCAUUGGAAAGAUGUCCAGAAUCGGGGAUUCAACCUCUCCGUCAGCGUCAAGAAGGGUCCUUGGCAGACUUUCUGCUCAUCUGACUGGCCAGCCCUAGGUGUAGGGUGGCCGGCGGAUGGGACAUUUGACCUAUCUCUUAUUUUUGCAGUAAAGAAUAAAGUGUUUCAGUCGGGAUCGGCGGGCCACCCGGACCAGCAGCCGUAUAUCGUUGUAUGGCAGGACCUAGUCCAAAACCCUCCCCUUUGGUUAAAACCCUGGCUGGCGCCCGGUACCUCCCGGGUUCUCGUGGCCCGGACCCCUCCCACGAGCCAGGCAAAACCCCCUCUGGUUGACUCUCAAGCUGAUCUUCUCCUCUUGGACUCCCCACCCCCUUACCCUUCUCCUCUCCAGCCGGAAUCGCCGGAGAGACCAGAGCCCUUAGCACUCCCUGCUCCCCGUGCAGAGGGACCGGCCCAGGGAACUCGGAGCCAAAGGAGACGUCCCACAUCCCCAGAUUCAACUGAUUCAAUUGUGGCCUGUCCGCUUCGGCCGUACGGGCCCCCGCCCCCUCGCGGGGACGAUGAUGAGACGGCCCUGCUCCAGCCGCUCCAAUACUGGCCCUUCUCCUCAGCGGACCUCUAUAACUGGAAAACUAACCAUCCUCCCUUUUCAGAAGACCCACAACGCUUAACAGGAUUAGUCGAGUCCCUUAUGUUCUCUCACCAGCCCACCUGGGAUGACUGUCAGCAGCUACUUCAGACUCUCUUCACUACAGAAGAGAGGGAGCGGAUUCUUCUGGAGGCUCGAAAGAACGCUCCCGGCCCCGACGGCCGGCCAACCCAGCUCCCCCAUCUGAUGGAUGCAGCCUUUCCCUUGACCAGACCGGACUGGGAUUUUAACACGGCAGAAGGUAGGGAGCACCUGAAGGUCUACCGCCAGACCCUAGUGGCCGGCCUCAGAGGGGCAGCACGGCGCCCCACAAAUCUGGCUAAGGUAAGAGAGGUCGUCCAGGGGCCCACUGAACCGCCCUCCGUUUUUCUUGAGCGGCUGAUGGAGGCGUUCAGGCGGUACACCCCCUUUGACCCCACCUCGGAGGAACAAAAAGCCUCGGUAGCCAUGGCUUUCAUAGGGCAGUCAGCUUUAGACAUCAAAAAGAAGCUGCAGAGGCUUGAGGGGCUGCAAGACUUUACCCUCCGGGACCUAGUUAAGGAGGCAGAGAAAGUGUAUCAUAAGAGAGAGACUGAGGAAGAAAAGGAGCAGCGAAAAGAGAAGGAGAGGGAGGAAAGGGAAGAGAAGAGGGAGAAAAGGGAAGAGAAAAGACUAACUCGUAUCUUGGCCGCAGCGAUAGGAGAAAAUAAGCCGCAGGAGAAAGAGAAGGGAAGGCGGGCAGGUAACCUGGGCAACAGGCCGCCGUUAGGCAAAAACCAAUGUGCCUACUGCAAGGAGGAAGGGCAUUGGAAGCGGGAGUGCCCGAAGAGACUAGCGAAAAAGGCGCUGGCACUUCAGGGAGAUAGUGACUGAAGAGGUCGGGGCUCGGAUCCCCUCCCCGAGCCUAGGGUAACUCUUAAGGUGGAGGGGAAGCCUGUUAACUUCCUGGUGGACACGGGAGCCCAGUAUUCAGUUCUCAAGAAACCGCUAGGGCCGGUCUCCCAGAAGACCUCCUGGGUAAUAGGGGCAACAGGAAAUAAACAAUACCCCUGGACCACCACCCGGACGGUGGAUUUAGGCGCGGGAAGGGUGACUCAUUCCUUCCUCGUAAUACCAGAGUGCCCAGCCCCCCUUCUGGGGAGAGACAUGUUAACUAAAAUGGGGGCCCAGAUCACCUUCACUCCACGAGGGCCGACCCUGACCCAACAUGGGGAACCAAUUACCCUCUUAACACUUCAACUCGAAGAUGAACACCGGUUGUUUGAGGGCAAAGUCCAAGAGGAUGGGAGGAUAGCGGAAUGGUUACAGCAAUACCCUGAAGCUUGGGCUGAAACUGCGGGGAUGGGCUUAGCUGCCGAACGGCCCCCUGUAGUAGUAGAACUUAAGUCUACCGCAACCCCGAUUGCGGUGCGACAGUACCCCAUGGCAAAAGAAGCCUGGAGGGGAAUCAAGGUCCACAUCCAACGUCUCCUACAUCUAGGGGUCCUGGUCAAAUGCCAAUCUCCGUGGAACACUCCACUCCUCCCCGUAAAGAAACCGGGAACUGACGACUACCGGCCGGUGCAGGAUCUGAGGGAGGUUAAUAAGAGGGUACAGGACAUACACCCCACGGUUCCCAACCCUUACAAUCUCUUGAGUGCCAUCCCUCCGUCUCACGUGUGGUAUUCAGUUUUAGACUUAAAGGAUGCCUUUUUCUGCCUACGGCUGCACCCUGCCAGUCAGAAUAUCUUCGCCUUCGAGUGGAGAGACCCUGACUCGGGGAUGACAGGACAGCUGACCUGGACUCGGCUUCCCCAAGGAUUCAAGAACUCCCCCACUAUCUUCGACGAGGCCCUUCACCAAGACUUGGCUGCCUUCCGCACGGACCACCCACGCGUCACUCUUCUCCAAUACGUGGACGACCUCCUCCUCGCCGGAGCCACGAAAGAGGACUGUGAGGCAGGUACCAGAGCUUUGCUCUUAGAGCUUUCUCGUUUGGGGUACAGGGCCUCAGCCAAGAAGGCGCAGAUAUGUCGGCGGAAGGUAACCUAUUUAGGAUACGCCCUAGAAGGAGGGAAGAGAUGGCUCACUGAGGCCCGGAAGAGUACAGUCACCCAGAUUCCUAGGCCACAGACCCCCCGACAGGUACGCGAGUUCCUGGGGACGGCCGGAUUCUGCCGCCUCUGGAUUCCGGGUUUUGCAACCCUGGCGGAGCCCCUCUACCCGCUGACAAAGCAAGGGAGUCCCUUCGAAUGGGGGGAGGCCCAUCAAAAGGCUUUUGACAAUAUUAAGGAGGCCCUCCUCUCUGCUCCGGCAUUGGCGUUACCAGAUGUAGCCAAGCCUUUCACCCUGUUUAUAGACGAAAGAAAGGGGGUAGCCAGAGGGGUCCUAACUCAGACCUUAGGCCCCUGGAAGAGGCCGGUGGCCUACUUAUCCAAGAGACUAGAUCCUGUGGCUAGGGGGUGGCCGGGCUGUUUAAGAGCAAUUGCAGCCACUGCCCUGCUUGUAAAAGAUGCAGACAAGCUCACCUUAGGGCAGAAACUGACUGUAGUGGCUCCGCAUGCCCUCGAGAGCAUUAUCCGGCAACCACCGGACCGGUGGAUGUCCAAUGCCCGGAUGACUCACUACCAGAGCCUCCUGCUAAACGAAGAUCGAGUCCACUUCGGGGCUCCGGUGGUCCUCAACCCGGCUACAUUAUUGCCGGAGGUGAAUCCCGAGGGUAAGGAAGUUCUACACUCAUGUCACGACAUCCUGGCAGAAGAGACGGGACCAAGGAGAGACCUUAAGGAUUCUCCCCUGGCAGGGCCUCAGCUUACCUGGUUCACAGAUGGCAGUAGCUACCUCCAUGAAGGUAAGAGGGUAGCGGGUGCAGCUGUAGUCGAUCGAGACCGAACUAUCUGGGCUAGCAGCUUGCCCGAAGGAACUUCAGCUCAGAAAGCUGAGUUGAUUGCCUUAACUCAGGCCCUCAGGCUUGCAGAGGGCCGCCGAGCCAAUAUUUUCACUGACAGCCGUUAUGCCUUUGCUACUGCUCAUGUGCACGGGGCCAUAUACCAUCAGAGAGGCCUUCUCACAUCGGCGGGGAAAGAGAUUAAGAAUAAACAAGAGAUCCUUGACCUCCUAGAGGCCGUCCAUGCCCCACGGGAAGUAGCCAUUAUUCACUGUCCCGGCCAUCAGAAAGGGACCUCAGAGACAGCCGUGGGAAACAGGAAGGCGGAUGCUGAGGCAAGGCAGGCCGCCCUCGGGCCCCGGAUAUUCGCCCUUGCUGCUGGCCCCACGGCAUUACAGUCAGGAGCCCCCCACUACACCCCAGAAGAAGAAGAAGAUCUGCUUAAAAGACCAGAGAAAUACCAUAGGGACAAAUUCGGGGUUUGGAGGACCACGGGGGAAAAAAUGGUGGUACCAAGGGAAGCGGCCACCGCCUACCUCCGCCAACUACAUCGCCUCACCCACCUGGGGGUCAAACACCUCUGUUCCACCAGCCGGGCAACUGGACAUUAUGUCAGGGGACUCAAUCGCCUCGCAGAGGAAGUAGCCAAGCAAUGCAAGGCGUGCCAACUGGUGAAUAUACACCCGUCCCAAGUCGGGGCGGGACAGAGACUGAGGGGAGACCGACCAGGAAGUUACUGGGAGGUAGAUUUCACCGAGGUGAAACCUGCCCGAUACGGUUACAAAUAUCUCCUAGUAUUUGUAGAUACUUUCUCAGGUUGGGUAGAAGCCUUUCCUACCAAGAGGGAGACUGCAACCGUGGUCGCCAAGAAGAUCUUAGAAGACAUCUUCCCCCGGUUUGGAAUUCCAAAGGUAAUUGGAUCAGACAACGGUCCGGCCUUCGUUGCCCAGGUAAGUAAGGGAAUGGCCAAGAUACUAGGGGCGGAUUGGAAGUUACAUUGUGCUUACAGGCCCCAGAGUUCAGGCCAGGUAGAAAGGAUGAACAGAACAUUAAAAGAGGCUAUGACUAAAUUAUCCUUAGAGACUGGCGUGGCAGACUGGACGGUGCUCCUUCCCUUUGCCCUUUUCCGCGCGCGAAAUACUCCCGGCCCCCUAGGAGUGACCCCCUUCGAGGUCCUGUUUGGGGCCCCUCCGCCCCUGGCCACUGACCCAUGGUCAAUGCCCACAGAUACUCACACCCCUCAAUCCCUGCUCGCCAGGCUGAAGGCCCUCGAGACCGUCCAGAAGGAGGUGUGGACUCCCCUGGCUGCCCUCUACCAACCAGGAGAGCUGCAGGUCCCCCACCAGUUCCAGGUCGGAGACUUCGUCUACGUAAGACAACAUCGAGCUGCUAAUCUCGAGCCAAGGUGGAAAGGACCCCAUUUGGUGCUACUGACAACCCCGACGGCAGUCAAGGUAGACGGCGUAGCCGCUUGGAUCCACGCCUCCCACGUUAAGCGAGCACCUCCUCCAGAGGAUGAUGGCCACGGAUGGACUGUGGAGAACACCGACAACCCUCUCAAGCUGCGGAUUCGCCGCCGCCCUCAUCCUCUUGCUGAGCCUGCCACUGAUAAGUAG
Myotis daubentonii (Daubenton's bat) is the source of this 5730-nucleotide messenger RNA. RefSeq lists its product as uncharacterized. The record is from RefSeq and is a predicted model, not a curated record. NCBI's taxonomy places the organism in Eukaryota, Metazoa, Chordata, Mammalia, Chiroptera, Vespertilionidae. The transcript has a single exon.